CAUCUGCGUAUGUUAAUAUUAAAAUAAUUUGUUUCUCUUUUUCACCUUGCCUGUGUUCUCUCUGUAGCUGACUGCUUAAGUAAAUAAUUGAAACAUUGCUCUUUUAUCUUAAGGAUUUGUAACAUACCUAAGAUCUUAUGGUAUAGAAUUCUAUAAUAAAAUGAAACUUUUUUCUUUUCCAGGUUCAGCUCAGCUCAUAUUUAACAUAACUAAAUCUGUAGAAUACACCAACUGCAAUACAACUGUGGUCAUCCCAUGCGUUGUUAUUAAUGUGGGGGCAUUAAGCCUUAAAGAAAUGUUUGUAAAGUGGAAAUAUGGAGGAAAACAAUUUUUCGUCUAUGAAGGAGAGACAAAUAUUAUCACCCACACCAACACCAACUUUUCGAGUGCAGAAAUCGUACCAGAAGCACUACUAAAUGGCAUUGCCUCAUUGAAGUUGGAUCCGAAGGAGGCUGUCCCAGGAAACUACACGUGUGAAGUAACAGAAUUAAGCAGAGAAGGCGAUACCACCAUAGAACUAAAAUAUCGUGUUGUUUCAUGGUUUUCUCCAAAUGAAAAUAUCCUUAUUGUCAUUUUCCCAAUGUUGGCUGUACUUCUGUUCUGGGGACAGUUUGGUAUAGUGACACUUAAAUAUGCCUCCAGUGUUGCGAAGGAGAAAACCAUCCUUCUGUUCGUCACUGGGCUGCUGCUCACUACGUUCGUCAUUGUGGGAGCCAUUCUCUUCGUGCCUGGUGAAUAUUCAACAAAGAGGGCCAGUGGACUUGGUUUAAUUGUCGUUCCUACUGUGAUAUUGAUAUUGCUUCAGUACUCUGUGUUUAUGAUAUCUCCAGCUAUCGGGAUGUCGUCCUUCAGCAUUGCCAUACUGAUCCUGCAGCUGCUGGGCUUCGUGCUCUCUGUGGUUGGACUAAGCCUCUGUGUCUCAGAGUGUACACCAAUGCACGGCCCUCUUCUGAUUUCAGGUUUGGGUAUUAUAGCUUUAGCAGAAUUACUUGGAUUAGUUUAUAUGAAAUUUAUUGCUUCCAAUCAGAGGACUAUACAGCCUCCUAGGAAAGCUGUAGAGGAACCCCUUAAUGCAUUUAAAGAAUCAAAAGGAAUGAUGAAUGAUGAGUAACUAAAUUGAAGAGAUGGACUCUGAUUCAGAGAGUAGUAAGACAAGAAAGGAAUGCACUUGUGUUUAAGCAUCAUGGCCUUGAUUCACCCACUGUUCAAGAGAAGAAAACAAGAAAAGCAAUUGACUGUCAUCAUAAGAGAAAAUAAAUCAUGGACUUUUAAAUGGUUAUUAUGGCUAAGUUUUUAUUCAAACCCUUUGUGAUUUAGUUAAUAAAAGAAUCAUGAUGUGUUGUGUGCCCAAUGGAGAUCCAGUUUUUUAUUGUUACUUUUCUUCAAUUAAGGGCAAAAGUAGAGUGGUCAACUUCCAAGAAUGAUGCCUUUCAGAUCCUAGGACUUCUUGACUCUAGGUCCCACCAGUGUAAAUUGGUUCAACGUGAGAAUUACCUGGCACUAACCUGUUGGUUACUCAGAGACAUCGCUGAAAAACAGUGGCUUCCACUGAACCUUAGCAAGCUCAAGUUCACAGCCACUUUGCCAGUUAUGGUGUUAGCUGAAUAAUGUGUCUGCCACUUCUAGGUCAAGGGAAUAGCAAACAUUAAGUAGGGAUAGGAAUUUGGUUGGAAACAUGUUGUAUUUUGCUUAUAUGUGAUGUGAUACUGAUGGAAAUCAUGGUAUUCAUUCUUGGAGGUUGCCAUUCACACAUUCUUCCUUCAGCGGAUUUAGGGUAAUUUUAUUGACGGAUGUCUUUUUCUUUUUACUCACACAACCUUUUAAACCCUGUCUUGUCCUCCUGUUAUUUGCUUCUGCUGUGCAAGAUGUAGCACCUUUUCUCCUCUUUGAACAUGGUCUAGUGACAUGGUAGCAUCAUUGCAGAAAGGAGCCAGACUUGUUCUCAGAGAACUCUGUUCACACUUUUCAGCAAAAAUAGCUAUGGUUGUAACAUAUGUAUUCCCUUCCUCGGAUUUGAAGGCACAAUCUACGGUGUUUCUUCACUUCUUUUCUGAUUUGGGGCAUGAAAAACCAAGAUUGAGGUUUUUAACUAUGUGUCCCCUGCAUGGCAACAUUCUGUGUGUCACUGUCAGGCCAAUAGGCCGGCCCUCGAAAGGGUAGUUUUAUCGCUAUUGUAUCUAUGUUGCAUGAUGAACACUCAUCAUCUUCCUCCUGUAGUCCUGCCUCGUAUUCCCCUGACUCCAAGAUUGAAAAAACACGACCCCCACGUUUUGUACCCCGUUAGAAGAAAAUUAACAUUCUGACAGCUGUGAUCGCCUGGAGUACUUUUAGAUUCUUAGCACUCGUUUCCUCCUUUGUGGGUGUGUGUGUGUGUGCACAUGUAUAAGGUAGGCACAUGCAUCUUCUGUACGGACGAUAGUGGGGUACCUGCAGGAGAGCAAAUGCUCAUGUAUGCUGUGUGCAAAAGCAUUUAAAAACAAAGAUCUUUAUUGGGUGGGAUUAUAUUGGAUGAGAAUAUUUGAUCACUUAAAACUUUUAAAACUUCUAGGUAAUUUGUCCAAUCUUUUGACUGCUCACCAAUACCCUCUAAAAAUACUAGUGGUUUGCCCUGCUUGUGUAAUAAUAAGACUUGCAUAUUUGUAGUUAUAUUAUGAAUAGUUAUUUCUCAGUCCACUGAGUGUGCCCAUGUGCCUCUUUUAUGCCAAAUUGAUUGUCAUAUUUCAUGUUGGGACCAAGCGGUUUGCCCAGGGCAAACCAGAAUUUAUGAUCUUCGGAUGCCUCUCAGAAAACCGAACACACUAUGAAGACAGCGCUUCUUGGAAAAAAAUAAAUAAAAGGAAAUUAGUAUUUCCCUGUUUGUGUUGCUGUCCAAAAUAUUAUCAUAUGUAGAGGGAGCUGUAUUCCUUUAUACAAAUCGCAUGGCUCCUGCUGCUCUUUCUUCCUUCUGAAAAUAUUUAUAUUUUAGUAAUAUCGUUUGUUACUGUUCAUACUUGAUGAAAGGGAAAAAGCAGAUGGGCUUGAAAUAAAACAUCCAAACUCUUCUUCUCUAUUAAGAAAGAGUCAGGCAUGAAAAUCUCUGUACUGAACUUUUUUAUAAACCAAUGUCGUGCCCUUUAAUACGCAGUAAGCUCUCCUUUAUGUGGGUGCAGCCUUGGGACUUACCCGUCCUUUUGUUCCAUGCUGCCUGUCUUGUGAGGCACUCACUGCACGAGACAACGAGGGAGCAGGAAAGAGGCCAGACGACACCAACUCCUGCUCUUCCUAGUUGUCAGCUUCUCUGGUAAUGGGACCACAGCGGGAGCAACCCUCUUGCUUGGGCAUCAUUGGGCCAGUUUUUUCUCAUUCAGUCAGACUUGUAAUGGCUCCCAACUUUCUGUCACACCUAAUUAAAAUUGUUUUGGGCAUCACAUAUCAUUCCCCCCCCUCCAUAAUCUGCUUUUUACUCACUGAUCUGAUUUUUUACCAUUGACUCUUCUAUUCAAUUUUAUUUAUUGUGUGUCCUCAGAGGGAUGCCAUUUGUCAUUUUUGCAACAACCGUUUCAACCUUCCCGGCCAAAUCAAAUUUUCCCUCUGCCUCAAAACAUUAUCCUUCAGCUCUCCCUUCCCCGCUGGCUCCCCUUUGCAGUCCGCCCCCACCCGCCUCGCUGCCUCUUUCAUCUCGACUCACCUUUCCUGGUACGUCACGUGUCUCUGCUGAGCCCUGUUGGUUGUCAUGCUUUCUGUCACUCAAUUUGAAAAGUCCUCCAUAGCAAGAGCCUUUAUUUUGUUCCUGUCUCUUCCUGCAGUGUUUUGCAUACAUUAGAUACUCAGUAUAUGUUUGAUGACUGCGAGUUGGCUGUAUGUAGACUUCCCACUAUUUUUAAUAGGGUGAGCUAGAGAGUUUUCUCUUUCUUUGACAAAUUUCACAUACUCUGAAAACCCUCAAAGGAGAUAAUUUUUCACCUGGAAACUCCAGGUUCAAUCUGUUAAAACUUCUGAGAAUGUCAGAAUUCAAAUGAUGAGGCUAUCCCAUCAUUGGAAGGAUGGUUGUUUUUAGGAAAGCUGUAGUCAGUUUAGUGACCAAACAAAUUGUGGCUUGAUUAAUAAAGCUCAAAAGUGAUAAGUUUACUCCUCCAUCUCAGAAAGAAUUAAGCUGUAUACCACUUCUAGAUUUCUCUUGUUCUAAAACGAGUACUCAAAAAUGGGUAUCUGCGGUGUUACGUAUGGUAAUACAUAGCCCCUUGUCUACCUACCCUUGGAAACUAGAGAAAUGAUUGUUGGGCAAUCCUUUAUUUUCUUAUUGUGUUUUAUUUGAUGGUAUGUUGAGAAACAGUUUUACAUGUGUCAUAUUUUCAAAAUCAGUAACUGCCAUCUGCCACUGGGGUCCUUUGUCAUUUUCCAUGGCUAACGGGGAUAACCCAGGUAACUUUCAAGAGAUGAGCAGUGAGUGGGCAGUUUUCCUGCCUUUGGUUUGUGACAGCUCCUACUUAUUUAAGACCAGCUUUCCCAUAAAUGUAGCCUUUUGAAAAAAAGAGAGCAUUUGUAAUAAGCUUCUCUGUAAGGUAACAUCAGUGGAAUCUUAGUCAUGUUGUUUUUAGGGUUGGCGAGAGAGGGAAACAUUUUUGUUUUUAUUAAAUGGAGCAUUAUUUACAAGAAGCCAUUGUUGAGAAUUAGAUCCCAUACCAGAUGAAUACCCAUUAACCAUUCUAAGUACAGAAAACUCCAGUGUUGCUAUGUGCGAGAUCCUCUCUUGGGGGCUUUUUUCCAUAGCAAUUAAAGGUGUGCUGUUUGUCAGUAGCCGUUUUUCGCAGUGAUUUAAAGACCAAAGUUGUUUUACAGCUGUGUUACCGUUAAAGUUUUUUUUUUUUUAAAUAUGUAUUAAAUCAAUUUAUCACUGUUGAAGCUUUGAAUAUCUGCAAUCUUUGCCAAGGUUACUUUUUUAUUUAAAAAAGCAUAACUUUGUAAAUAUUACCCUGUAAUAUUACAUAUACUUAAUAAAACACUUUAAGCUAU
Molecule: messenger RNA, 4992 nt
Organism: Miniopterus natalensis
Lineage: Eukaryota; Metazoa; Chordata; Mammalia; Chiroptera; Miniopteridae
Source: RefSeq, a predicted model, not a curated record